AUGCACAGGCGACCUGGUAUCGCUGGGAUAAAAGAGCGGGCGCAAAUGCAAGCUAGGUAUGGGGAAAAGAGUAAACAAAUGGCCGAGGACGCCGCAGCGAAUCUUCAUCGCCAGUUAGAAACGGUUAAAUCGUCUUUGGAAUAUUUCGCAUCGAAAUACCAGUCCAAAAUAAGACAAGACCAUGCUUUUCGAACGGAAUUUCAAUCAAUGUGUGCUAAUAUUGGCGUCGAUCCUCUUGCAUCUAGUGAUGGAUAUUGGUCGAAGAUCUUGGGCAUUGGUGAUUUUUACUACCAUCUUGCAGUUCGUAUAAUCGAGGUUUGCAUGGCAAACCAGCGGAAAACUGCUGGUUUGAUGCCUCUUGAGGAGCUCAUCCUCGAAUUGAAUGAAACGAAGAGCUCUCGUGAGACCGACAUAUGUCAAGACGAUGUUGCAAGAGCCAUCAAGAAGCUCCAGUGUUUGGGGAAUGGUUUCAAAUUGAUAAGAUUGUCAGAUUCACGUCAACUGGUUCAGUCGGUUCCGGGAGAACUGAGUAUGGAUCAGACGGAAGUUUUAAAAUUGGCAGAAUCCCACGGAGCUCAUAUUAAUGUGCAACAGUGUAUGAAAAAUUUAGGAUGGACAGACGAACGUGCUCAUGCGGCCCUGGAUUAUCUAACUCAAGAGGGCAUGGCGUGGGUAGAUGAAAAUGAUGCCGAGCGUUCUUUCUGGUUCCCCAGUUUAUUGGGAACUAAGACGAAUUGCUAA
Molecule: messenger RNA, 741 nt
Organism: Hydatigera taeniaeformis
Lineage: Eukaryota; Metazoa; Platyhelminthes; Cestoda; Cyclophyllidea; Taeniidae
Source: the annotation of a GenBank genome assembly